CCUUUUUUACCCCUCUUAGUGGUCUCUGUUUUAGCCUAGUGGAGAAGAGUGCUUCACUUGAAUCCUGUGCCUUGCAGCCUCAGCCUAUCUUGUUGGGGGAAAGAAAAACUUUCUGUCUCUAGAAGAACAAUAAGGUUGAAAGGUGAGAUGAAUUCCUGCCCGAUCCUGUCUGAAUAAACUGCACAACUUUGGAAUGACAGACCGAACGCAUGUAUGAGGAACUAACCACGUCCUGAGAGAGGAUAUGGCUCAGAGCAGAAUCCAGAAAAAGAAUGCAUCUGUGGUGGAGAAUGCCCAACCACAGCCCUCUGUCUUCAAACUGGUUUUGCUGGGAAGUGGUUCUGUGGGAAAAUCGAGCUUGGUUCUCCGCUACGUGAAAAAUGAAUUCAAGAGCAUUCUUCCUACUGUGGGCUGUGCGUUCUUCAGUCAGCUGGUUUGCUUAGACAGCGCCACUUUAAAGUUUGAGAUCUGGGACACAGCAGGACAAGAGAAAUACCACAGCGUUUGCCACCUCUACUUCAGGGGAGCGAGUGCCGCUCUGCUGGUCUACGACAUUACCAAGAAGGAUUCUUUCCACAAGGCCCAGCAGUGGUUGAGAGAACUGGAGAAUGAGUUCCUACCAGAAGAAAUAGUCAUCAUGCUGGUUGGGAACAAGACAGAUCUUGAGGAUGAGCGGGAGGUUACAGUGGAGGAAGGAAAGGAGUUUGCAGAGAGUAAAAAGUUACUGUUCUUGGAAGCAUCGGCUAAGGAAAACCACCAAGUGACUGAGAUCUUUACUGCCAUAGCUCAGGAAUUAUUACUAAGGGAAGAACAAAGGGAGGCUAAGGCUCAUCAAUGGAAUAAUUCCCAAGUGGACCUGAGUGAAACAAGUGGAAACCGAAAAAAAUGCUGCUCCAACUAGGGUGAUGCUCCUCUAAGAUUACAAGUUCGUCCCUCUAGACUGUAAACUCCUUGUAAUCAGGGAUCAUGUCUACCAGUUCUGUUAUACUGAAUUCUUACAAGCACUUAGGACAGUGCUGUGCAUACAGUGAAGCUCUCAAUAAUCCUGAUCAAGACCUGAUAUCCUGCCAGAUUCUGCUCCUCUGAAAAGCAAGUACAGUGCCUCCUUAAGAAAAUGAAACUGGGAAUAAUGGAGUGAAAGUCACCUUUCAUGUGUUGCACUUGACCAUUAAAAUAAAAGUCUCUGUAUUUUGA
Molecule: messenger RNA, 1194 nt
Organism: Tachyglossus aculeatus (Australian echidna)
Lineage: Eukaryota; Metazoa; Chordata; Mammalia; Monotremata; Tachyglossidae
Gene: RAB17
Product: RAB17, member RAS oncogene family
Exons: 6
Coding region: 245-901 (218 amino acids)
Cellular component (GO): endosome
Molecular function (GO): GTP binding; GTPase activity
Source: RefSeq, a predicted model, not a curated record